This is a messenger RNA of Drosophila bipectinata, 1128 nucleotides long. RefSeq names its product lipase member H. Gene Ontology annotation, molecular function: lipase activity. Gene Ontology annotation, biological process: lipid catabolic process. NCBI's taxonomy places the organism in Eukaryota, Metazoa, Arthropoda, Insecta, Diptera, Drosophilidae. The record is from RefSeq and is a predicted model, not a curated record.
AUGAGAGCACUAUUUACCAUGCAGAAGAGCACAGUUUUCCAGAUCAUUGGGGUUGUCUGUCUGGUUUGCCAGGCACUGGCACUGGAGGAGCCCUCCAAAAUCAGUCAGAACAUAGACCAUGUCCAGAAGCACAACCUUAAACUGCUCACCGAACAACUCAAUCGAGGAUGGAGGGCUUUCUGUGAUGCUCCGGUGGACGAGGGUGUCAUGUCCCUGUUUCAGGGCAUCAACCCCAGCGACGCCCGGUUGCAUGUGAUGACCAUCACCAAUCAGAGCGUGGAGCUUCCCAUCAAGUCCAUGGGCCAAAUAAAGGACUUUGAUAUCCAGGCUGAUCGAAAGACCCUUAUCUACGUGAACGCCUUCCACACGGCCGACAGCUAUUUCAGCGUCCAGGAGCACCUGACCCUGCUGCAGAAUAGCCGGAGAGAUCUCAACGUGAUCGUAGUGGACUUUGCCAAGGACGUGGCCCAGCUCUACUACGCCAUUCGUCACCACUUGUCGGUUCACGGGUACUUUGUAUACAAGAUCCUGCGAGCCUUGAAGGAUGCGGGAAUUCCGAUGGAGGACGUAACUUUGGCAGGUCACUCGGUGGGCGCAAACAUUGCCGCUUUGGGGGCACAGCUCUUUGCCAAGGAGAACAAGCAAGUUGUAGGCCAACUGAUAGCCAUCGAUCCGGCCACCAUGUGCCGCACCACGGACAUCCUGGUGAAACAGAGCGUGGCCGGAAGAGUGGUGGUCUUGCAUGGUGAGGGAGAUGUCUUUGGGGUGAGGGUACCGAUGGGGCACAUCGACAUCUACCCUAACGGCAUCGGCUACUUUCCGAGGAGAAAACUUCAACCUGGCUGCGAGUCCAAGAUCUGCAGUCACAUGUAUCCCUUUGUACUCUUCAUGGAGGCACUAAUCGAGGGUGUGAUGAUCCCUGCCACCAAGUGCGAGAGCUGGGCCAAGUUCCGGCAGGGAGACUGUAACUUCCAAAACACAAUCAACAUCGGGCUGGUCUACCCGUCCAACGCCAAGGGCCUAUACUUUUGCUUGACGCAGCCGAACCCCCCAUUCACCUACAUGGAGCAUGGACUGCGCUACAAAACAAAGCGUCUGGAGAAGUCAACCACAAAAAAAUCUAACUAG